AUGGACGACAAGAAGAGCUGGAGUCCCGAAUACUCUCCCGGACCGUCGGCGCACGAGGGCGACAUGGCAAACUUGGACAUCAAGAGGAAAUGGUCUCGGCGCAUGACGGAAAGUUUCAAGCGAAACCGCAACGCGAGUGUGACCGACGCGGCAUCCUUCAGUGCUCACCACUACGAUGCCGAAGCUGCCGUGCAAGCCACUGCGCUGUCGCCUCUGUUACGCCGGCUCAAAGGCCGACACUUGCAAAUGAUAGCCAUCGGCGGCAGCAUUGGAACCGGCCUGUUCGUGGGGAGUGGUAAAGCGCUGGCCUACGGGGGGCCUGCUUCCUUGCUACUGGCGUUCAGCCUGACAGGCGUGAUGAUGUAUUGCACCGUCCAGGCACUGGGCGAACUGGCAGUGCUGUUUCCGGUCGCCGGAUCAUUCGCAGCUUAUUCGACUCGAUUUCUCGACCCGGCAUGGGGGUUCGCGAUGGGCUGGAAUUAUGCAAUGCAAUGGUUGGUCGUUUUGCCGUUGGAAAUCGUCGCCGCUUCCAUCACGGUCGACUACUGGGUCCAAAAUCUCAGACUCAACGCCGCUUGGGUGGCGGUGUUUUUGGUUCUUAUCGUCACGAUCAAUUUCUUUGGCGUCAAGGGAUAUGGCGAGGCGGAAUUCGUCUUCUCCAUUGUGAAAGUUACCGCCGUGAUCGGAUAUAUCCUGCUCGGCAUUCUGAUUAAUAUCAUGGGCGGUGUUAAUAGUUUUGGACAACCCGAUGGCAGCUACAUGGGGUUUCGCCUGUGGCAUCAUCCUGGAGCCUUCCACAACGGAUUCAAGGGCCUGUGCAGCACGUUUGUCACAGCAGCUUUUGCCUUUGCCGGAACCGAACUCGUCGGUCUCGCUGCCGCUGAGACUGAAAAUCCAAGGAAAGCAUUGCCGACCGCCAUCAAGCAGGUAUUUUGGCGCAUCACUCUAUUCUACAUUGUCAGUCUACUUCUCGUUGGCACGUUGGUUCGGUAUGACGAUUCUCGCCUGUUGAACGGCAAGAGUAGCGCCGAUGCAAAAGCGUCCCCCUUCGUCAUCUCAAUCCAAAACGCCGGCCUGGAAGUCCUUCCAUCAGUGAUGAACGUAGUCAUCAUGAUUUCCGUCCUAUCAGUCGGCAACUCAUCUAUCUACGGCUCCUCACGCACACUAGCCGCAUUAGCCGAACAGCGUCAAGCGCCCGCUUUUUUGGCGUACAUCGACCGCGCCGGUCGCCCAUUAUAUGCCAUCAUCCUCGCAUCGUCGCUAGGCAUUCUGGCUUUUCUGGCGGCAUCACAUAAGCAGGAGGACGCAUUCAACUGGAUGAUCGCCCUCUCGGGCCUCAGCUCCAUCUUCACAUGGGCGAGCAUCUGCUUAGCACACAUCCGAUUCCGGCACGCGUGGCGCAUUCAAGGCCACACGCCCGACGAGCUGGCGUUUCGGAGUCCAGUCGGCGUAGUCGGGUCGUGGAUCGGAUUCACGUUCAACAUUCUCGUGCUGGUUGCGCAAUUCUGGACGGGGUUUAGCCCGGUCGGAUGGCGCGACAAAUCCACUUCGGAGCUUGUCAUCAACUUCUUUCAGGCGUAUCUUGCUGCUCCGGUCGUUGUGCUCAUGUAUCUUGCUUACAAGAUCCUUUUCAAGACCAAGAUCGUCAAGACCCGUGAUAUGGACCUUUUCACGGGAAAGCGCGAGUUCAAUGUUAAGGUUCUGGUGGCUGAGGAGCGCGCCGAUCGGAGGAAUUGGCCGACUUGGAAGAAGUUGUAUAAGUUUUUUUGUUAG
This is a messenger RNA of Exophiala dermatitidis NIH/UT8656, 1773 nucleotides long. RefSeq names its product AAT family amino acid transporter. NCBI's taxonomy places the organism in Eukaryota, Fungi, Ascomycota, Eurotiomycetes, Chaetothyriales, Herpotrichiellaceae. Bases 1 to 1773 code for a protein of 590 amino acids. Gene Ontology annotation, molecular function: amino acid transmembrane transporter activity. Gene Ontology annotation, biological process: amino acid transmembrane transport. The record is from RefSeq and is a predicted model, not a curated record. The transcript is spliced from 5 exons. Gene Ontology annotation, cellular component: membrane.